This is a messenger RNA of Salvelinus fontinalis (brook trout), 612 nucleotides long. Its product is annotated as scavenger receptor cysteine-rich type 1 protein M130-like. The transcript is spliced from 2 exons. Gene Ontology annotation, cellular component: membrane. The annotation marks the transcript as partial. NCBI's taxonomy places the organism in Eukaryota, Metazoa, Chordata, Actinopteri, Salmoniformes, Salmonidae. The record is from RefSeq and is a predicted model, not a curated record.
AAUGGAACCACUUCCUGUUCUGGGACAGUGGAAGUCUUCUACAGAGGAGAGUGGUCAGGUCUAUGUCCUAUGUGGUCGUGGAGCAUGAUGAUAGAGGUUAAGGUUGUGUGUAGACAGCUGGACUGUGGGAAUCCUGUAGCUGAAUCUGGAGGACCUCUGUUUGAAGAUGGAAGAAGAGGAGUCAGACUGGGUGGUUGCUAUGGAGAUGAGUCUUCUAUUAGACGGUGUGACAUCAUAGGAGAACCUGGUGUCUGUGAUGGUGAAUAUUAUCAUCAUGUGACCUGUUCAGAGUCUGUGCGGCUUGUGGAUGGAGCUGGUCUCUGCUCUGGGAGAGUGGAGGUGAAGUCCAAUCAGUCCUGGGCCUCAGUGUGUGAAGCUGACUUUGACCGGCAGGAUGCAGAGGUAGUCUGUGGGGAGCUUGGCUGUGGGGCUCCUGCAGCUCUACAGGGGGGGCUCUAUGGAGGAGGUGAGGGUCAGACCUGGGAUAAAGAGUUCCAGUGUAAAGGCAAUGAGUCCCUUCUCCUGGACUGUGACACCUCAGACAGAGAAAACAACACCUGCCUACCUGGUAAUGCUGUUGGACUCACCUGCUCAGGUAAGAAACAGUUUGUC